AUGCAGCUUAAAGCCUCUAUUCUCCUGAUGGGCGCCGUCGCCGCUGGCUUUGCCUUCGCCGCCCCUGCCGCCGUUGAGCGCUCAGAGCCCGCCGUCGCCGCCAUCACCAACGUUGAGCGCGAUAAUGCUGCCCCCGCUGCCGACUACGGUUACGACCCUCGUCAGUGGGUCUACAAGCGUGACAACGGCGCACCUGCCGCUGACUACGGCUAUGACCCCAGACAGUGGGUCUACAAGCGCGACAACGGCGCACCUGCUGCUGACUAUGGAUACGACCCUCGUCAGUGGGUCUACAAGCGCGACAAUGGUGCCCCUGCUGCUGAUUACGGCUAUGACCCUCGCCAGUGGGCCUACAAGAAGCGUGCUGACGCUCCUGCUGCCGACUAUGGUUACGACCCCCGUCAGUGGGCCUACAAGAAGCGCGAGUCCAAGCCCGUUGAGGAGACGAAGUGA
Messenger RNA from Ustilago hordei, 453 nucleotides. RefSeq lists its product as uncharacterized. Lineage: Eukaryota; Fungi; Basidiomycota; Ustilaginomycetes; Ustilaginales; Ustilaginaceae. The coding region runs from base 1 to 453 and encodes 150 amino acids. The record is from RefSeq and is a predicted model, not a curated record. The transcript has a single exon.